GUCAAAAGUCAAAAUAACCAACAAAAAUUGUGAUCGUUUAAAUAUCGUAAAAAUUCAAGUUAAAUUGAAAAAAUGCAUAUUUUUGAUAAUUUAAAUGUAACUGAGCCCUUCAUAGUGGUGUUUCCUGAUAAUAAAUCUGUAGAGGCCCUAAGUGAACUUAAGAAAAUUAAUUCCAAUAAUACAUGUACUUUAGAAACAAUAGGAGAGAAAGAAAACAAUUCUGCAAUAAAUGUUGUGAUAUCGGAUUCCGUAAAAAGUCUUUCAUCAGAUAUACUUCAGAAAGCAUUUAAAAUAUUGAAGCCUGAGGGAAAAAUCUUAAUUUUAAAUACUUCAGACUUUAGUGAUGUUGAGUUCAAUUUAAAAGUUAGUGGAUUCACAAAUGUAGUAUUAAAUGAGGAUAAUAUAACAGCUAGUAAACCCAAAUAUGCCGUUGGGUCAUCUGUGAAACUAAAUCUGAAAAAGCCUGCUGUGUGGAAGUUAGAUGACAAUGAUGAGGAGGAAGAUUUAAUUGAUCCAGAUGAAUUACUAGAUGAGGAUGAUUUAAAAAAGCCAGAUCCGUCUACAUUAAAAGUUUGUGGUACAACUGGGAAACGUAAGGCAUGUAAGGAUUGCUCAUGUGGAUUAGCUGAAGAAUUGGCUGCUGAGGCUCAGAGUGGUAAAGUUGUAGAUACAAAAGAUGCUCCAAAGUCUUCAUGUGGAAGUUGCUACUUAGGAGAUGCCUUCAGGUGUGCCACCUGUCCAUAUUUAGGAAUGCCGGCAUUUAAACCAGGAGAAAAAAUCCAACUAACUACAACUCAAUUAAAAAGUGAUAUAUAAAUGUUUUAUUUCAAUUUUAGUUAUUAUUUAUUUUCUGAUGAUUACAAUAAUUCAAUAAAUAGGUGUGCAUAAUAAACAUGCUUAUAUGUACAUACAGGAACAAAUAAAACACAAAAAAUGUUUUUUAUAUA
Sitophilus oryzae (rice weevil) is the source of this 947-nucleotide messenger RNA. It is a transcript of the gene CIAPIN1, whose product is annotated as anamorsin homolog. The transcript is spliced from 4 exons. Bases 73 to 816 code for a protein of 247 amino acids. Gene Ontology annotation, molecular function: iron-sulfur cluster binding. Gene Ontology annotation, biological process: iron-sulfur cluster assembly. Lineage: Eukaryota; Metazoa; Arthropoda; Insecta; Coleoptera; Curculionidae. Gene Ontology annotation, cellular component: cytoplasm. The record is from RefSeq and is a predicted model, not a curated record.